Molecule: messenger RNA, 696 nt
Organism: Pararge aegeria (speckled wood butterfly)
Lineage: Eukaryota; Metazoa; Arthropoda; Insecta; Lepidoptera; Nymphalidae
Exons: 1
Coding region: 1-696 (231 amino acids)
Molecular function (GO): nucleic acid binding
Source: RefSeq, a predicted model, not a curated record
AUGAAUUACGAGAACUAUGAAAAAUGGCUCAGAACUCAGUUAUUGCCCAACCUACCACCCAAUAGCGUCGUGGUAGUUGACAACGUGUCCUAUCAUAAUAAACAGUGGGAUCUCGCACCAACCUCUAAUUCAAAGAAAGCUGACAUGCAGGCUUGGCUCACUGAUAAAGGCAUACAGUAUGAGGAAUCACUUCUAAAACCUCAGUUAUACAAUUUAAUAAAGGCAAACAAGAAAAGAUUCACAACAUUUUCAAUUGACCGAAUCCUAGCUGAACAAGGCCAUCAAGUGCUGAGACUACCACCAUACCAUCCAGAUCUAAAUCCUAUCGAAAUGGCAUGGUCCGAUAUAAAACAAUAUGUGGGCAGCAAAAAUGUGAAAUGGAGUGUUACUAAAUGUAUAGAGCUAAUUCAAGAAAAAGUUUUAUUGAUGGGUGCAUGGGAUUGGCAAAAAUUAUGCAAAAAGGUGAAGGAUAUAGAAGAGCAAUAUGCAAUGAGUGACUGUGUCGUGGAUUUGGUAACAGAAGAAUUCACUAUUCGCGUUAAUGAAGAUAGUUCAGAGGAUAGCCUCGGUGAGUCCGAUGACGAUGACUCUGCUAGUACCGACGACCGGAGCAGCCCUGAGUCCCGGCCAUCAACGAGCAAAAGGCCCUGUCUAGAAACCAUUGAAGGCGUGAUACCAUUAUCUGAUUCAGACUAG